GUGGAGAGAGAAAGUGUGAAAGUAGAAAAAGAAGGUGUACGCAGCGUCACAGGCUAGCAAAAACCAAGCAAACAAAAGCUCCACCCAAACCCAAAGUUCUACUGCUGCUGACGAAGAACAAACAGACCCCCUACCCAGUUGCUGCUAGUUGGUAAGCAAACACAGAAUGUGAAUCUCUGCCAUUGCCAUUCCUUUCUUUUCUUCAUUCCCAUGAUUUUCGCCCACUCAUACUUUUUAAAAUUUCAAAACCCAAGUUUCUGAUCUCUUCCUCUCUCUCAACCUGGGUUUUUCAGUGAGCCAUGAGAAAUUCCCAUUUCUUUCUCACUCUAAUAGUACUUGCUGUCAGUUAUACACUACGGUUUCAAGCUCAUGCUGCUCCUGCAGGGCCUUUGAUAAAACACAUAUCUUCUAUUCUCAAAUGGACCAGGUCGUCCUCCAAAACACCCCAAUCAGAUGGAAAUGUUCUUCAAUUUGAGGAUGGAUACUUAGUUGAGACUGUGGUGGAGGGAAACGAUAUUGGAGUGGUUCCUUACAAAAUUCGUGUUUCUGAGGAUGGCGAAUUAUUUGCAGUUGAUUCAGUUAAUAGCAACAUUGUCCGCAUCACUCCACCGUUGUCCCAAUAUAGUAGGGCAAGAUUGGUUGCUGGAUCAUUUCAAGGUUACACGGGACAUGUAGAUGGAAAGCCUAGUGAUGCACGUUUCAAUCAUCCCAAAGGUGUGACCAUGGAUGAUAAAGGGAACGUGUAUGUUGCUGAUACAUUGAAUCUCGCCAUCAGAAAAAUCGGAGAAACUGGUGUCACAACCAUUGCUGGUGGAAAAUCAAAUGUAGCUGGCUAUAGGGAUGGACCUAGCGAGGAUGCCAAGUUCUCAAAUGAUUUUGAUAUAGUAUAUGUUCGACCUACUUGUUCUUUAUUAGUUGUUGACAGAGGGAAUGCUGCUCUACGGCAAAUUGCUCUUAACCAGGAGGAUUGUGAUUAUCAGAGCAAUUCAAUUUCUUCCACAGACAUCCUUUUGGUUGUUGGUGCUGUCUUGGUAGGGUAUGCUACAUGCAUCCUUCAGCAGGGAUUUGGGCCCUCUUUCUUCUCAAGGAUGCCGUUUGAGAGUGAAAUAAAGGAGCAACCUAGGAAAGAGGAACCCACUUUCGUUGGGGAAAAGACAAAAGAGGAACCGGGAUGGCCAUCUUUUGGACAGCUCAUUAUUGAUCUAUCUAAGCUUGGUCUUGAAGCGUUGGUUGGCAGCUUUCUUUUCUUCAUUCCAUCUCGUUUCAGAUCCACUGGUCCCAAGAAAGGCAUUACACCAUUGAAAGAUUCUCUUACGAUGCCCGAAGAUGAAGCGGAACCUCCAUUAAAGCAAACUCAGAGACAAAGUACUCCUGCUACCCUUUCUCAAACUCGGCAGGCCCAUACUCCAAGUGCAAGUGAAAAAUAUUCGGAAAUGAAGCCUCCAAAAAUAAAGUCAAAUAGUUUUAAGGAUCUGUCUUUAUCAAGCAAGCAUCGGUCUUCGAAACGACAAGAAUAUGCAGAAUUCUAUGGAUCUGGUGAAGUCCCUCCUAGUAGCAGGUCUAAGAGCAUGAAAGAAAGAACAAGGCAUCGCCAGCGAGAAAAGAGUGGAGAAGUAGUUUUUGGAGCAGUAGGGGCAGAACCGAAACCUGUUGAGAUGAAGCCAGUGAAUUAUGACAAUCCAAAGUUUGAUCAUUACAAUAUGAGGAAUAGGUAUGGACCGGAUGAUUCAUAUCGUUACUGAUGAAACUGCAUCCAGUAACUACAAUUUGGCUCCCAGCCAAAUGCAAUGCGUUUUGCCCAAUCUUGAGCUAAUAUGUAUCCUAUGUUUCUUCUUUGAUCUAGUUUUUGCAGUUUGACUAUUCCGUAUCAAAGGAUGUAUGCUAUAGGGAAAAAAUUAUAGAAGAUGAUUAGCUAAAGAUUGUUUUACUUGAGCCAAAGAAAAUGACUAUUUUUGGUCUGUGAGCAUCAACUACAAAAGAUGUGACUGUUCAAUGUCUAGGUUAAAGCAAAUGCAUUUGUUUUAUUAAAUUUA
This is a messenger RNA of Ziziphus jujuba (common jujube), 2033 nucleotides long. RefSeq lists its product as uncharacterized. Bases 300 to 1742 code for a protein of 480 amino acids. Gene Ontology annotation, molecular function: protein binding. The transcript is spliced from 7 exons. Lineage: Eukaryota; Viridiplantae; Streptophyta; Magnoliopsida; Rosales; Rhamnaceae. The record is from RefSeq and is a predicted model, not a curated record.